AGUAAAUGUUUUCAUCAUGAGUUCACCUCUGUCAUCUCUGGGGAAGAACAAAAAAGCUCCACUACCAGAAGUGCAGAACCAGAGGAGAAGAAUGGUUCCUUUUAAACAGAACACCUACACAGGUGAUGAUGAUGACCCACUGUUAAGUGAAAUCCUUAACCAGAAGAUAAAAAUACCAGCAGAGUCAUCCGGCAUUAGUGUCAUGAUGAAGACUAAGACCUGUCUGCAGAAAAAUAAUAAAAAAGAGCUUGUACCCAGUGAUAUGGAGCUGCUGUCUUCAUUGAUGCAAAGACUUAAUCGGUUAGAGCAACGAGAAAAAAUCCAGGCUCAAGAGAUUAAACAAAAGGACAAACAGAUUGCAGCUCUAGAAGAGAGGCUACAGAUCAUGCAAAGAUCUCAAGAAAUGCACUUCAAGCCUAGCAGAGAAGAAGAAUUAGAGAAAAAGUGUCGUCAUCUACAAAAUCAAGUAUGGGAAAUGGAGAAAUUUCUUAAUGAUUAUGGCAUGAUCUGGGUUGGAGAAAAGCAUGACCAGGAUGGUGAACUCUAUCUGCAGGAGGAGAGAGAACCACAGAGAAAAAAUCAGUCACAUGAAAGGUUAUGGCAACCAGAUAGCUCAACAUCAGCAAAAUUCAUAGUGGAUUUCGAUUUAGUUCUAGAAAACAUAAGAGACUUAAACAUUUUAGCUGGAGAGGGAGAAGCACAUGUGGAACACAUUGAAGGUGGUGCAAGACUGAGGCAUGUAAAUCCUGUCUCUCUGACUCUCUACAGAAAUGGAAUAUUUUUGUUCAAUGGGCCAUUUCGGUCGUACACAGAGCCAUCAACUCAGCAAUUCAUUCGUGAUAUUAUGGAUGGAUACUUCCCAUCUGAACUCCAGAAGAUGUACCCUGAGGGAAUCCCAUUCCAAGUGACUGAUAACCGCAAUGUGGUAUUCAGUGAAAAAAGUUUAUGGAACAUGUUUCCAGGAGGUGGACAAACGGUUGAUGGACAGAUCAGUAACUUGGAGAAGGAUGACAGCUUUAUGUCCAUUACACAAACUAGUGAGGUUCCAGGUCCUCGGAUAUCCAUGGAGCAGUUCCUGAAUAAACUUCCAAAAGCUGUGAUCAGAGGAGGAAAAGUAAUUGAUAUACGAGGAGCUAUUAAAGGCAGUCUUCAGGGAGAAACAGGCUCAAGUGGCAGUGAUGCUGUGAUCCUAAUAGAAACUCCAGCUCUAACAGCAAUGAAGGAAAGAUUAAUGCUGGAUGAAGAAAGUCGGCCUCCAUCUUCCAAAAACAUAUCUACUCUGAGAGUAAAAUCUGAGAAUGGCGAACAAACCUACAUUGUGAAAAUGUUGUUUACUGAAACUAUUGGAGACCUUCGUAAUUAUCUUAAUAAACACAGGUAA
Messenger RNA from Protopterus annectens (West African lungfish), 1381 nucleotides. RefSeq names its product UBX domain protein 11 (gene UBXN11). Gene Ontology annotation, molecular function: ubiquitin binding. The transcript is spliced from 13 exons. Gene Ontology annotation, biological process: proteasome-mediated ubiquitin-dependent protein catabolic process. Bases 17 to 1381 code for a protein of 454 amino acids. NCBI's taxonomy places the organism in Eukaryota, Metazoa, Chordata, Ceratodontiformes, Protopteridae. The record is from RefSeq and is a predicted model, not a curated record.